UGGUUGUCCCCGUCAGAGGCAACUGAGUGUUUCCUGUCCCAAGAAAUCUGGCUGGCACCACCGCAGUUCUAUGAAAUGAGAAGACUUGAAACUUUUGACUCUCUCUCCGCUCUGCACAGAUUUUCUUCAGAUUACCCGUUAGAGAUAACUGAGAAGUGGCUGCCGAUCAAGCUUUUAACUGCUGACGGCACCAUCAUGCUUUUGCCAGGAGAUGAGCUAUACAGGAAAGACUCACAUUUCCUAGAAAACCCAAUGUCUACUGACAGAAAGACGGAAGAAAUCUUGAAGGAGGGCAGAGUAGUUAACCGAGUAGUGAUCCACAGCUCCCAUCUCUAUGAAAUCCACGUGUCUCUCCUGUCAGAGGGUAAGCACGUGUACCCUAAGAGCUAUGUGGUGAGGAAGAGCCCGACUGCCCACUUGUAAGCUGCUCUUCUUUGGAGGAUCGACUGAACUUGUCUGAAGUAGAAGGAACGCACCUAUCAAAGGCACAGAGAUGUUUCCUGUGUCGUGUGCCAGUCUUCAAACUGCACAGCAAGCCAGCCCUGGGAUAAAAUGUAUGAAGUACUGAGGAUCGUGUUACUGAGAUAAAUGGUUCCACCACGGUUGUCCUUUCUGUGUCUUAUUAGUUUCAACAUUUUUGGUUUUCUGAUACAAGAUUUCUCUAUAUAACAGUCCUGGCUGUCCUGGCACUCGCUCUGUGGACCAGGCUGGCCUCAAACUCACAGAGAUCCACCUGCCUCUGCCUCUGCCUCCCAAGUGCGGGAUUAAAGGCGUGGUGACAAAUCGAGGCUCUACUUCUGUCUUGUAACUGUCACAGGUGAGAUUCAGCCCCGGAUCUCUAGACUUUUGGCAGGAAUUGAUUCAGGGUACCUAAUUAGACAGUGUUAUGGUUCCAAUGUGAACUUUCCUGCACAUGGUCCCUAGCUGGUAGCACCUUUUUGUCAGGCUUUAACUAGGAGAAGUGGGUUGCUGGCACGGGUGGUCCCGAGGGGUUGAGUCUCACCUCCAUUCCGGCACAAUUCUCUGUUUUCUGAUCUGGGGAGAUGUGAGCAGCCCGCUCCAGGUUUCUGCCUCUGUGCAUGUCACAUUGCUUUCAGCACCAUGAAACUGGCUGAAAUAAAUCCUUACUCUCUUUGUCUCUGAGGCAUUUGACCGUAGCAAGGAAAGUGUUAAUGCAAAUAAACCGUGAUUGAGAUAUCCUUCAAGGGUGAUGACAUACCCUUGCCAUGCAUUUAACUUGGGUAUUUGAGCUGGUUGGGGUGGCGCACACCUUUAAUCCCAGCACUGGGGACACAGUGGCAGGCGGAUCUCUGUGAGUUCGAGACCAGAGAAACCCUUUCUCCAAAAAAAAAAAAAAAAAUACAGUAUUUGGUUCAACACCAAGUAGCAUUCGUUUUGACAUCUAAAUUUUAUUUUGUUUUACACGUUUUUAAUGUGGUCAAGCACACAGGUGAGCCUAUGCUAUGGAGCAGUGACGAGGGCAGAGAACAGCUUAGCUUACAGGAGACCUUUCUUUCCUGCCGCAUCGGUGUCUGGUCAAUCCAGCUCAGGUCACUAGCUUUGCUUUGCAAGCUCUUACUGGCCAAGCCAAGCCAUGUUGGUCCCAUGUUUCCCGAAUUUUAAAGAUUUUGGAACCAUAUAAAACACAGACUGGUGAGGCGGCUCGGCAGGUGAAGGCGGGUUCCACGCAUGCCCAGUGACCCCCGUAACCUACUAAAGGUGGGAAGAGAGAGCCUGCUGUUCAGAGUGUCCCCUGCCUCCACACGUGUGCCCUCACACAUACUAUGUUUACACAGACACACACCAUAAGACUCGAACCUUUGGGAACUUAGGAAGUGUUCCUUAAGGGAUGUAAAGGGGUCAGUGAUUAAAUUCACGGGGUUUACAGGGUUUAAUGUGGGUGAUUUUCUUUUUGAUUUUGUUACAGGCAAAUGAUCUUUAUUUACUAAAGGUGAGAAUUGAUAGUUAAAGCACCACUUGUUCUGUUUGCUUUGUGUAAAAAGACAGGGUCUGUGCAAAGCCCUGGCUGUCCUGGAACCCACUGUGGGCCAGAUGGCUUCAAACUGACAAGAGAUUUAUCUGCUUCUGCCCCAUGAGUGUCAGGAUUAAAGGUGUGUGCCACCACACCUGGCAGGACACUGAUUCUGUGUGUGUAACGUGUUUCACAGAAUGUCUUGAUUUUCCUGCUAACACAAUAAAGGCAAUAAUAAAUAAA
Messenger RNA from Cricetulus griseus (Chinese hamster), 2215 nucleotides. NCBI's taxonomy places the organism in Eukaryota, Metazoa, Chordata, Mammalia, Rodentia, Cricetidae. The record is from RefSeq and is a predicted model, not a curated record.